ACUAUUUACCCGCUCUAUAAUCCCCUCCAAAAUAGGGAGCAGAAAGGCCGAUCACCCUUUCUCUCUCUCUCUCUCUCUUUCUCUAAGCCUACGAAAGGUCGCUACCAUGUAGAGAUUUUUCUUUUCUAGGGUUUUUAGGUGGACGAUUGAUCUGCUUCGAGGGUUUUGGAAACCCUAGCUGUAUUAUCUCCUGAAUCGUACUAGAAGCUGUGCUUGUUAUGAGGAAAUGGCGGUGCUGCUACCGGAAUCGCUGCCGCUGGGGUUCCGGUUCCGUCCGACGGACGAGGAGCUCGUGAACCACUACCUUAAGGGAAAGAUCAAUGGCAGGAUCAACUCCGAGGUCGUCGUCAUCCCCGAUGUCGACGUCUGCAAGUGCGAGCCCUGGGACCUCCCCGAUAAGUCGGUGAUCAGAUCGGAUGACCCGGAGUGGUUCUUCUUCUCGCCGAGGGACCGGAAGUAUCCCACCGGGCACCGGGCCAACCGGGCGACGGAGGCUGGGUACUGGAAGGCCACCGGCAGGGACCGGAUGAUCAAGACCAAGCCGCCGGGCGCGAUCCUUAUCGGCAUGAAGAAGACCCUCGUCUUCUACCGCGGCCGGGCGCCGCAUGGCGUCCGCACCAAUUGGAUCAUGCACGAGUAUCGCACAUCCGAGUCUGAGUUCGACUCCGGUGAACAGGGUAGCUUUGUUCUUUGCCGCUUAUUCAAGAAGCCAGAAGACAAGAGUGCAAGUUCUAAUGUUGAUGGAGUAGAGAGAAAUGUUGGUAAGAUGGAGUCAAGUUGCUUAUCUCCUACUCCAGUUAGGCCUGCACCUGGUGAAACCCAGCAUGGAACAGGUACCUUGCAAGAAUUUCAUCUGAUCCAAGAGCUUCCAGAGCCAGAUAUGCAAGAAAAUUUGCAGACGUUGGUCAACACUUCUGACACACAAUCUACAGGCAUUGAAAGUUGGUUGGCAAAGGGAGGAGAUUGUGCAAUGACAUAUGCUUUAGGACCUGAAGAGAGCCAUUUCAAUGGAAAUGGAGCUCCUGUCAUAAGUAAUCAUGCGGCUGACAUAAGUGCAGAGGUUGCUUCUCAAUUCUUGGGCCCAGAAUAUGAGCAACUUGAUUUGGAUGAUUUUCCCCACGUCAGUUCCCAAAUGCCACUUUCCAAGGAAUAUUCCAUCUGUGACAUAGUUGACCAGGGAUUACAUGAGGAUAUGUUUCAAAUUUGUUCUCUUGAGGUCUCUGUCAGUGAUUUCUUGGACGAGUUGCUCAGUAACCAGGAUGGAGAUUCCAUUGAGGUGUCAGAUACUCACAGAGGUUCAGUCCCCAGAGUUGCGUCGGAUGGUUAUAUUUGUAUGAUAGAAAAAGUUUCUCCUUCGGAUUCUGCAUCAGGCAACGAGAGUGGGUCAGGCAGUGAUGCUGAUACUGUAGCUGCAAUUAUACAGGAUGGCCUAGAAUUUGAUGCUGGUGCAUGUUUCUCUGAGUCAGCCUCCCUGCCAAGUGGUUCUUCAGAUAUAGAUAACGAUAAUGCAUAUCCUGUAACAACAGUCAACCAGGUCAACCUGCUUCUGGAAGAAGCAAAGGCAGGUCUACAUUUAAGGAAUCAGAGUUUGAGGCAGCAUGUUUCUUCAAUGGGCUCUGCUGCAAAUUUCUGGGAUCAGGAAUCAACCAGGAAGCUGGAGUUCAUCAAAGAUGGACUCUCCAAUAGUUUGUUUAAUGAUACGGAGAGGCCAACCUGUCAGGCCAGUACCAGUGGGACAGGAAUUGAGAUCAGGACUCGUCAGCAUCUGCCAGCCUUGGAUAAAUUAAUGGCAGAGCAGGGCUUAGCAUUUAGAAGGUUGCUCUUGCAAAGGAUAAUUCAUACAGGAUCAAUGUCCAGCACAGAAAGUGAACUAAGCAGUAAGACAGAUGACAAUGAGACAGAUAGCGAAUUGAGCAGUAAGAAAGAUGAGAAUGAGGUCGAAUCAGUGAUAACCGAGCAGGCUGGAGAAUGUGCUGAGCACCAGAUUCCUGAAGAUACAGAAGUUGCAGGGUCUAUCUUUCUUGAUGAUGUUGACGGCACCUGUGAUCAUGAUGAUACAGCCUCUACUGAGGCAAGGAUCGUCUCUUCAGAGAUCUCCUGUGAAUCUAAAUCUGUGCUGAGGCAAAGAACAAGAGGUACUCAUGAGAAUCCUGAUAAGCUCGAAGGCCUGUCUCUGCACUCAGAGACACCUGGUACUGGUUCAGUCUCUGUUACUAGAAUGAUUGUGGUUCUAUUGGCAGUCCUGCUAAUCUGUGUUGUGAUAAGUCGGUAUUUAAGCUCUUGACAUGCUUACAAAACAAGUCCUAGUGUAUGUAGUGCGCAGCAGCUUCACAGCCUCAAUAAAGCUGUGUAAAUUUCUGGUUCUGUUGUUAAAUGUUUGUGCAAGUUAGUAGCCCUCACUAGUUUUGACUAGUUCCCACUAAAGUGCGCUUCUGUUUAAAGGCAAACGUUGUUUGAGCCCAGUAGGCAAUUUGUUGCUUUGAGUCAUGGGGAUGGUGGAAGAAGGGAUCAGUUGUUUAUUUAAAUAAAUAAAAAUUAUGACACCGAAACUGUCAGUGGAGCUUUUAGUA
Molecule: messenger RNA, 2570 nt
Organism: Elaeis guineensis (African oil palm)
Lineage: Eukaryota; Viridiplantae; Streptophyta; Magnoliopsida; Arecales; Arecaceae
Biological process (GO): regulation of DNA-templated transcription
Molecular function (GO): DNA binding
Source: RefSeq, a predicted model, not a curated record